Messenger RNA from Portunus trituberculatus (swimming crab), 1466 nucleotides. RefSeq lists its product as uncharacterized. The record is from RefSeq and is a predicted model, not a curated record. The coding region runs from base 49 to 849 and encodes 266 amino acids. The transcript is spliced from 2 exons. NCBI's taxonomy places the organism in Eukaryota, Metazoa, Arthropoda, Malacostraca, Decapoda, Portunidae.
ACAGCAGCCAAAUUCAGCAGUGCAUCAGCUCCCUCAACCAGCUGCCUCAUGUCUGCCUGGGAUGCUUCACUGCAAAUGUGGAUGAAGGACAUUAGUAUCACAAGGAGAAUAGCAAUUUUUGUGGAAGACUGCUGUGCUGCUCUGCCCUCUGUACCACCCCCCCUUCUCCUCGCUGACAGGACUGCUGUGCUGCUCUGUCUUCUGUACCGCCCCCAAUGGCAACAUGGCGCCCCACUCUCCUUCCUCACGGACGAACUGGACACAAUCAUGGCCACCCACAGCUGUCAGAAUACCAUUAUUAGGGGGGGACUUGAACCAGCACCUGGUGAACCAAACCUACACAGAGCUUACAAUGGUCCACGGGCUCACCAACCACGUGACCUUCUCCACGCAUGUGCGUGGUACCACGCCUCCCUCGACCCUGUCCUGUCCAAUCUGCCGGCAGACUCUGUGCAGUGCUACCAACUUGACAAGGUUGGUAGCUCUGACCACAACGUGGUCCUCUGUGAAGUUGGUCUUAACCCUGCAAGUGAGGAAGGAAGCCAGCGCACCAUCUGGCUAUGGGAGAAGGCUAACUGGCGGGGGCUCAGGGCAGAGUUAGCCUCCACCAACUGGGAAUCCUUGUUCACAGUUGACGUGAACCCCAUGUUCACAGUUGACGUGAGCCACAAUGUGGCAACCCUCACUUCCCUUAUCAUAUCAGCCCAAGCCAGGCACGUCCCUCACAGGGAAUAUAGAGUUGAUCCUGGGCCCCAUCCUGUGGGACGUAUACUUCAACGAUCUCCUUCAGAGCCUCUCGCCUGUGUCGGCAUACACAGACGAUGCCACUCUCUCGCACAGCUUCAGUAGAGAGGAGGCAGUGAACGUGAUUGAUGCCACCAACCACCACCUUGGUGACAUCAUGGCCUGGGGUAAACAGUGGCAAGUCAAGUUUGCUGCCGAAAAGACCCAAGCUGUGGUCAUCUCACGGUCACGGGAAGACAUCAGGCUGAUUGAAGGCCAGCUGAAGUUUGGAGAAGACACCCUUGCCAUUAAGGAAUCCAUCAACAUCCUGGGGUUGGAGGUAGACUCCAAACUCAGCUUCGACUUUCAACUGGAGAAUGAGGCACCUACUCGAUGCCAAGGGCCUCAUGACAUUGUAUAAAGCGCAGGUGAGGCCCAUCAUGGAGUACAGCCCCCAUCACCAAGCUCCAGCUGUAGGCGUGGACGGAGCACUCCUCCAGCUCCUAGAAAAUUACUUGAGAGCCAGGCACCUCAAAGUAAUUCUCAAUGGGCGGGAAUAAAAACUACAGCCCGUAAGAGCAGACGUUCCUCAAGGGAGCUGCCUCGGCCCUUUGCUGUGGAAUGUGCUACACCUUGUUCCUGCAGCGAAGGCAUUUGCAGAUGAUAUAACACUAUCCCACAGCUACGGACUGGAGGAAGCUGCAGCCACCCGUGACGUCAAUGCCACCUUGAGCCGCAUCGCA